This is a messenger RNA of Pseudonaja textilis, 612 nucleotides long. It is a transcript of the gene RPS19, whose product is annotated as ribosomal protein S19. Gene Ontology annotation, molecular function: RNA binding; structural constituent of ribosome. Gene Ontology annotation, cellular component: ribosome; cytosolic small ribosomal subunit. NCBI's taxonomy places the organism in Eukaryota, Metazoa, Chordata, Lepidosauria, Squamata, Elapidae. Gene Ontology annotation, biological process: translation; ribosomal small subunit assembly. The record is from RefSeq and is a predicted model, not a curated record.
AUUGGGCGAAGCCCAAGUCUCGCAGAUGUCCAUUGGUCGAGGCAAAUCUCGCGACGCUUGGAGCCCUGCGAGGAGCGGGUGGGGAGCCCCGUGCGUUCUUUUUCCUGCCCGGUAGCGCUGAGGCGGCAACACGAUGCCUGGAGUAACUGUAAAAGACGUCAACCAGCAGGAGUUUGUACGGGCCCUUGCAGCCUUCCUCAAAAAGUCAGGUAAACUAAAGGUACCUGAAUGGGUGGACACAGUCAAACUAGCCAAGCACAAAGAAUUGGCUCCAUACGAUGAGAACUGGUUUUAUACCAGAGCUGCAUCCACAGCCCGCCACCUUUAUCUUCGGGGUGGUGCUGGAGUCGGCUCCAUGACCAAGAUCUAUGGGGGGCGCCAGCGCAAUGGUGUGAUGCCCAGUCACUUCAGCCGAGGUUCCAAAAGUGUUGCCAGGAGGGUGCUCCAGGCUUUGGAAGGGCUCAAAAUGGUGGAGAAGGACCAGGAUGGAGGUCGCAAGCUUACUCCUCAGGGACAGAGAGAUCUGGACAGGAUUGCUGGACAGGUGGCAGCUGCGAAUAAGAAACAUUAAAAUGGAGUUCAGUUUAAAAAUAAAGUUCUUUAUUUACUGAA